GCCAGGCUUCCUAUUCAUACCGAAGCUGUCAAACCAGUCCUCCUGAACCGGGCAAACCGCGCUUUCUAUCCCCCCAAAACACGGGACGGGUGGCCUCGUCUGUUACCGACAUUACCCGUGCCAUGCGAGCCUUUUCCGGGAGGCGUAAACGUGCUAUGUACGAGGCCGGGUCUGCCUAGCUGGUGCUGCGGGGAUGGGGUGCACGGAUCUCCCGGGGGACUCUGCACCGUGUGCCCACUGACGGUUGUGCACGGAGUAGGCCUUCGUGUGCCUGGCAGAAGACCGCUAAUCCGAGGAUGAGCUAUGAUUCAGAAGUGAAGCAGCUCUUAUGUCUGUGAUUCCCUUACCUAUCGACGGCUUCAAAUGACUAGGAAUCCAUCAGGUUUCCUCCAAAUGACUUCCUUGGUGGCUUUUUAAAACCUUUAAGCUGAGUUCCUGUGGUGACUGAUUCUGGCAGCUUUGGAGAAGCAAAGAUUUUGGUCUUCAAGAUGCUGAUUAAGGAAUACCGCAUCCCGCUUCCUAUGACCGUGGAGGAAUAUCGUAUUGCCCAGCUCUACAUGAUUCAGAAGAAGAGCAGAGAGGAGACAUGUGGCGAGGGCAGUGGGGUGGAGAUCCUGGAAAAUCGACCAUAUACAGAUGGCCCUGGGGGUGCUGGUCAGUACACACACAAGGUCUACCACAUUGGCAUGCACAUACCGAGCUGGUUCCGCUCCAUUCUACCCAAGGCUGCCUUACGGGUGGAAGAAGAAUCAUGGAAUGCAUAUCCCUACACAAGAACAAGAUACACUUGUCCCUUUGUGGAGAAGUUUUCCAUCGACAUAGAAACUUUCUAUAAAACGGAAUCUGGAGAGCUUGCCAAUGUGUUCAAUCUGUCUCCAGCAGAAAAACGACAGACAACGCUUGACCCUAUUGACAUUGUGAAGGAUCCAAUUCCACCACACGAGUACAAGGCUGAAGAGGACCCCAAGCUUUACAAGUCCUCUAAGACUAAGAGGGGUCCAUUGUCUGAUGACUGGAUAGAGGAGUACAGGAGUAACCUUGGAAACUGCCCCAUCAUGUGCGCCUAUAAACUGUGUAAAGUGGAGUUCCGCUACUGGGGCAUGCAGUCCAAAAUUGAGAGGUUCAUUCAUGAUGUUGGACUCCGGAAAGUAAUGGUCAGAGCUCACAGGCAGGCUUGGUGUUGGCAAGAUGAAUGGUAUGGCCUCACCAUAGAGGAUAUCAGACAGCUGGAGAAGGAAGCACAGCUAAUGCUGGCCCAAAAAAUGGCACAGUUCAGUCUGAAUGAAAAUGAAGCAGAACAACAUGGAACAAAGGAAUCCCCUAGUGAAAAGGAUUCAGAGAACAAGGCCAUUACCUCCAUAGAGACCAGCAAUGAACCCAGUGGCAUGACAGAGUCCUUGUCAGGGAGAGGACUCACCAAGCAGUGGUCCACUUCAUCUAGAUCAUCUAGGUCUUCAAAGAGAGGUGCCAGCCCGUCUCGCCAUAGUAUAUCAGAAUGGAGGAUGCAGAGCAUUGCCAGAGACUCAGAUGAGAGUUCGGAUGAUGAAUUUUUUGACGCCCAUGAAGAUUUGUCAGAUAAUGAGGAAGUGUUACCUAAAGAAAUCACAAAAUGGAGUUCCAACGAUCUCAUGGACAAAAUUGAAACAACGGAAACUGACGAGUUGCAAGGUGACUCAUACCAUGAAACUGCAGAAUACACAGUCAGUUCAAGUGUGGAAGGAUUAAGCAUAAUGGAGAUGCACACAGCUGUUAUCCACGCACAAGGCAUUCCCAGCAUUCCAGCUGUCACACUCACAAAUGUCAUUGCAACCUCCGCUGCGGCAGAUGACUCCGCACAGGUCUCCAUGCAGCCAUGUAAGAUCCAUGUCCUAAUUAUGGUACUCCACGGGGGCAAUAUCCUGGAUACAGGCAGUGGAGACCAGAGUUCCAAGCAGGGCGACGUCAACACCAUAAACUCCGUUUUUGACACCGUGAUGAGGGUCCAUUACCCUGCUGCGUUGGGACACAUUGCAGUCAAGCUUGUGCCCUGCCCAGCCAUCUGUUCAGAAGCAUUUUCACUGGUCUCCAACUUGAGUCCAUACAGUUAUGAUGAAGGCUGCUUAUCUAACAGCCAGGAUCACAUACCACUGGCUGCCCUGCCACUGCUGGCCACCUCUUCUCCACAGUAUCUGGAAGCAGUGGCCACAGUCAUCCAUCGUGCCAACCAGGUGUAUGCAGAGUUCACAAAGUCACAUGAGGGGGCUUCCUUCACUGGACAGGUGUGCUUAGUUGGCGACUGCGUGGGAGGAAUCCUAGGAUUUGAUGCCUUGUGUUACAGCAAUCAGACCGUGUCAGAGAGUCAGAAUAGCAGCAGAAGAGGGAGUGUUGUGAGUGUGCAGGACACAGAUCUCUUAUCCCCCGGUAUCAGUGUCAACAAUAGCUACUGCUCCAGCAGUUCAAACUUGGAGACCAGUCGGCAUCUGAGUCGUAGCAAUAUUGACAUACCUCGGAGCAAUGGUGAAGACCCAAAGAAACAUCUUCCUCGAAAGCGGAGUGAUUCUUCUACCUAUGAGUUGGAUACCAUCAAACAGCACCAAGCUUUCCUCUCUAGUUUACACUCUAGCGUCCUGAGGAAUGAUCCAGGGUCAAGAAGAUCUAGUAGCUCCACAAUGUUGGAUGGGGGGAACGUUGGAAAGUUUGACUUUGAGGUCACAGAUUUCUUCCUGUUUGGAUCACCUUUGGGUCUAGUACUAGCUCUGAGGAAAACAGUGAUUCCUGCUUUGGACGUUUUCCAGCUCAGACCUGGCUGCCAGCAGGUUUAUAAUCUGUUUCACCCAGCUGACCCUUCUGCCUCUCGAUUAGAGCCGCUCUUGGAAAAGAAGUUUCAUGUGUUGCCUCCUUUUAAUGUCCCUCGAUAUCAGAGAUUCCCACUGGGUGACGGCAACUCUGCUGUGUUGGUUGAGGCUGUGCAGAACAACCCCAUCCUGCUCAUGGAAGGCAGCCCAGCGGUUGCUCUCCAGCGUCAAGAUGGCGUCAUGGAAACCAGUAUCCCUGUUCCUGUCCUAAGCUGCCAAGACACUUCCAGUAAACAUGCCACUUGUUCUGAAUCGGAUGUUGUUCAGUUUCAUGGUGCAGUCUUCGUGGAAAAUGCCUCCCCUUCCUCCCCUAUAACAGCCCCUCACUUCAGGGGAUACCGAAGAGCAAGUGAGAUCAGCAUUGCAAGUCAGGUCUCUGGAAUGGCAGACAGUUACACAGCUUCAAACAUAGCCAACAAAACCAAAACUCAACUUAACAAUUCCAGAAAGCUAAGUCUCCUGUCAGAGCUUGCCCUCCCAUACACCUCUAAUACAAAACCAGAGCCCCCCGUAACACAUAGAAAAUACCAUACUGAACAGACUCACUUAGGAAGGAAGCUAGAGGUGGGGGAUUGGAGACACACCAUGAUCCCACAUAUUACAGACGUGGAUAUGUCCAAAGUUGCAGCUAAGUGGUGGGGCACAAAGAGAAUUGACUACGCUCUCUAUUGUCCUGACGCCCUCACUGCUUUCCCGACGGUAGCGCUCCCUCACCUUUUCCAUGCCAGCUACUGGGAAUCUACAGAUGUAGUCUCAUUCCUAUUGAGGCAGGUCAUGAGACAUGAAAAUUCUAGCAUUCUUGAGCUGGUUGGAAAAGAAGUCUCUGUGUUUAGCCCAUCAAAGCCGAGGGAGAAGUGGCUGAGGAAGAGAACUCAUGUGAAAUUAAGGAACGUUGCUGCCAAUCACAGAAUUAAUGAUGCGGUUGCCAACGAAGAUGGUCCGCAGACCCUCACUGGAAGGUUUAUGUACGGUCCUCUAGAUAUGGUCACUCUGACGGGGGAAAAGGUUGAUAUUCAUAUUAUGACACAACCUCCAGCUGGAGAGUGGGUCUACUUUGAUACAGAGAUAAGCAAUAGCAGUGGAAGGAUUUCCUACUUGAUUCCCGAAAAUAAAAGACUUGGAAUUGGGGUGUACCCUGUCAAAAUGGUUGUCAGAGGAGACCACACAUUUGCCGACAGCUACCUUACGAUUUUACCAAAAGGGACAGAAUUUGUGGUGUUCAGCAUUGAUGGAUCAUUUGCAGCCAGCGUUUCUAUCAUGGGCAGCGACCCCAAAGUCCGAGCAGGGGCAGUUGAUGUAGUGAGACACUGGCAAGACCUUGGCUACCUCAUUAUCUAUGUCACAGGCAGACCUGACAUGCAGAAGCAAAGGGUGGUGGCAUGGCUCGCACAGCACAACUUUCCCCACGGCAUUGUGUCAUUUUGUGAUGGAUUGGUCCACGAUCCCUUGCGGCACAAAGCAAACUUUCUGAAAAGCCUCAUCACAGAAGUAUAUAUGAAGGUCCAUGCAGCAUAUGGCUCCACCAAGGAUAUUUCUGUGUACAGCUCCCUGGGCCUGUCGCCAAUGCAGAUUUAUAUUGUAGGACGACCUACCAAGAAGUUACAGCACCAGUGUCAGUUCAUCACUGAAGGCUAUGCUGCUCACCUUGCUCAGCUGGAAUAUAACCACCGCUCUAGGCCUGCCAAGAACACCAGCAGGAUGGCUCUGCGAAAGGGGAGCUUUUGUCUACCUGGCCAGUCGGAUUUCCUGAGGAAGAGGAACCACUUGCUUCGCACCAUUUCCUCGCAGCCCACGGGAAGCAGCAACCAUAAACCCGAGAGAACGCAAAGCCAGUCAGAGAGCGACCGGGAUCGUGAAAAAGAGCGUAGCCAAAGAAGCAUGAGCAUUGCGGCAGGAUGCUGGGGGAGGAGUGCAGUCACUGCUAAGCUGGAAUCUGGCGUUUUAAGUCAGAAAUAAGUUCUCGCACCCUGGACAUAUGCUUGUGCUUGGCUCUUGCCAUUGAACUGGAGGUGAAAAAAAGGGACAGAGCGUAUCUUUGCGGGAAAGAUGGGUUUAAUCAAAUGGUGCUACAAUAUAACAACAUUUAGCAAAGCUGGUGACAUAAGACGAGUUAAAACUGCAGGCCUUAAAACCGGGUAGUGAUACCCGUAAGAGUAAUUCAGACAGGACCACCGUGGGUCAAACUGAUGUAUACUGCCCAAGAUUUUUCGGCCUCUCUGCCCCAAUCCAGGUUCAGAGACAUAUAAAUGUAAAUACGUGCCUCCUAUACCUUCUUAGCCAUGUUCCAAAUGAUCCUGAGUAAUGCACAAACACGUUUCUGGAUCAAAAAGAAAUAAGGGUUUGGGUGUUUCAUUGGUUUUUGUUGUACUAGAAUUGCCAGAAGAGGAAACGUCCAUAAUAUGAUGCUGAAACCCUUAGAAUUAGUAGGCGCCAGCAAUGCCCAGAACACACACUCCUCAUCGUUUGGAUACCAAGGCACAGUACAUUAGAACCCCAAUGGCGCUAGUUGCUCUAUAUUGCUGUUGUAUAUUGAUUCAGGAAAACUCCACAAGUUAGAUAAGGAUAAACGCACCGUACAGAUGUAACAAAACGUCAUUUCUGUGAUUGGAGCAGAACUCAACAACGAGUAAAGCGGAAUCAUUUGGUUUCUAAGCUUCCUUAAGUGUCCAAGCUAGCUACUUUGCGUGUGGUUGCUCAACUGUAAGACCUCAUUGUUUUGUUUUUAUUCUUUGCACUAAUAAUUUUUAGAUUGGAGAUCUGUUACCAUCUCAUGUUGCUACACAUCCUUGUCGGUAGUGCAUGUUAAUUAAAUAUUGCUAAGCCAGG
This is a messenger RNA of Spea bombifrons (plains spadefoot toad), 5660 nucleotides long. RefSeq names its product phosphatidylinositol transfer protein membrane associated 2 (gene PITPNM2). Bases 489 to 4790 code for a protein of 1433 amino acids. Gene Ontology annotation, cellular component: cytoplasm. The record is from RefSeq and is a predicted model, not a curated record. The transcript has 28 exons. Gene Ontology annotation, biological process: phospholipid transport. Lineage: Eukaryota; Metazoa; Chordata; Amphibia; Anura; Pelobatidae. Gene Ontology annotation, molecular function: phosphatidylcholine intramembrane carrier activity; phosphatidylinositol transfer activity; phosphatidylcholine binding.